This is a messenger RNA of Prosopis cineraria, 1310 nucleotides long. RefSeq names its product UBP1-associated proteins 1C. Gene Ontology annotation, cellular component: nucleolus. Gene Ontology annotation, biological process: negative regulation of transcription by RNA polymerase II; rRNA processing. Lineage: Eukaryota; Viridiplantae; Streptophyta; Magnoliopsida; Fabales; Fabaceae. The record is from RefSeq and is a predicted model, not a curated record. Bases 90 to 1025 code for a protein of 311 amino acids. Gene Ontology annotation, molecular function: zinc ion binding; DNA binding. The transcript is spliced from 6 exons.
UCAGGACCCUUCCGAAAACCCUAGCUUCCUUAAAUCCAGAAUUAGCUGAACCGGGGUUGCUGCGGCAGCUGGCAACAAACAAGUCAGGGAUGGUUUGGUUUCAAUGCGAGGAUUGUGGUGACAAUCUGAAGAAACCUAAAUUACCGAAUCAUUUCAGAACUUGUUCCGCUUCAAAGUUGUCUUGCAUUGAUUGUGGACAAAUAUUUGGGCAAGACUCGGUUCAGCAACAUACACAAUGUAUUACAGAAGCGGAAAAGUAUGGUCCAAAAGGCCAAAGCAAAACUCCGAAUGUUACAGCUGCCAAACCUAACGGUAACAAGCAAAAGCCUGAAGUUGAUAUUCAUGUUGGGUUAUCAGAAAGGCCUCCGUGGUUUUGUAGCCUCUGCAACACAAAAGCUACAAGUAAGCAAACACUUCUUCUUCAUGCCGAUGGAAAGAAACACAGGGCAAAGGCUCGAGCUUUCCAUUCUGCAAAGCAACAGCCACUUCAGACGGACACAUCUGCUUCAGAUGCAAAGCUUCCAGUGGAGCAUGCUUCUAAUGACAAGGUCCAAGUUAAUAAUAAUGUAGAGCAGACAAAAUUCCAAGACCCAUCUAAACACAAUAACUUGAAAUCAGGGAAUGAAAGCUCUCCAUCAAAUAAAAAGAGGAUAUCUGAUGUGGUGGAGGAUAACCAUAUCAGGAAAAAGGGCAGGGAUGACAGUUCGGGUGAGCUGGGAAAUGGGGAAGUAGUUCAGGCUGAAGGUGCAGCUGGGGAAAAACAGGAUCUUUUACAAAAAGAGAGGAUGGUUAACGACAAAAAGAAUAUAAAGUGGAAAAAGUUUAUCAUAUCAGCAUUAAGAUCUCAACCUGAUGCAAAAUUGAAGAUGAAGAAGUUGAGAAAACAUGUCUUGAAAGCCUUGCAGGAAUCUGGCGUUGAAGUGGAUGAAACUGAACUUAGUGAGGCACUCGAGCGGAAGAUCAAUUCAAGUUCCAGAUUUGCAGUUGAGAAAAAGUAUGUGCGUUUGGUGCCCCGGGAUGAUUAAGCUUAUUUGUUACCUUUGCAAGCAAGACUCCCUGGCUUUUGUUCGGUGAUGAUGUUUUGCUAUUGUUUAGACAUUAAUUAAUAUAGUUUAGAAUUGAAAAUUUUGGUGUUUGAACUUGCAGAGGGACUGAAGGAGCAGGUUUUUUUUUUUUUUUCAACCCCUCCCAUUUUUUUCUAUAAAAAGUUUUGUAGAAGCAAAUUAUAUACUAUUACUAUGCAGAUGCAUUCAAUUGUUGUAUAAAAUGAUUCUGAAUCAGUGAUAGGAAACUCCUCUAAUUGUCUAUCA